AUGCGCUAUCAGAACUGGGACGUGCUCAUAUUUCCUGACCAGUCCAAAGUCCCCCAGCAAGAAUUCAAGACUUCUUGCCAGAUUGUUCAAGACUCAGAAAUUUUUGAUCCAGAUAGACUGAUACCAGUACUUCCCACAGUAACUUGCUUUAUUCCAAGUCUCAAGGCUGGUAAUGCUUUUCGAAUCUCUAUUCAUAGCUGGGAAAAGCCAGAGUAUACUCAUUACAGUCUUGGAUUGAAGAAAUCCAAUAGAAUAAGUUUUGAAGCCCGUGUCUAUAUCGAUGUGAUUGUUGAUGAGCCUAGAUCAAAAUUAUUUGACGACAACGGCCCGUGGCCCAUUAUUAUAGACAGGGAAAUAGGAUUGGAUACCCAUCAAAAACCAAAGGCACUCAAGUUUCCUGCCUUUCAUAAAGAGCUGGUUUCUCAGAGUUAUUGGAGCCCAGUAGAUGAUCUCGGUCGAAUUAAAGUAGUUAUUACAGAGUGUAUAGCUCGAGAAGAUGCUGGUUAUCAGUUUGAGCGUAUUAAGAACAUGUUAUCUUUCUCAUUUCAACACGCACCGCUUCAUCUAUUGGAAAUUUCCUCCAUAGCUUGGCCUAACCUAGCUAUGUGGCGACGGGUCACCGGUGCUUUCUCACAGAAUUUACCUACAAAUAACAGGAUUAACGGUGGGGAAAACCAUGAAUCUUGCGCAAAAUCUCCACAACUCUUUACAAGUCCUACCGGAUCUGCCUACGCUGGAGCUGUUCUUUCUCGACUAGUCUGCAACGCGAAAGAGGUUACUAAUGAUUAUAAUGAGCCGGAUAAUAUUGCCCUUAAUAGUUGGCAGCAAAGUUCUGAUGUUCAUGCGUCACAAGAUGAUACGAGAAAUAGUACUUGCACAUUUUGUCUACCUAAUCUCGAUUCGCUAUCAUCUGAAAGCGAAUCAAAGACAUCACUUGAACAAUACGAGUCUAUGGCACCAGUCGUCACGUCUCGAAUUAAGAGGAAGCGUUUAAACGACGAAUUGGCAUCUCCCUCCAAAUUUACGACGAGUACUGGGGAAUAUUUAACAACGGGCAACGAUGGAAUUUACUCCCUAUCGAUGCCAGAUUCGAGUCUCUUCGAUUUCCGAGGCCUCCGAGAGUCAGAGGGGCUAUGCGAUAUGGAGGCGAACGUUAGCAAUGACUCACAGGUGUUUCACAACGAAGAUUUAUGCACGUUUACCUCUAGAAGUUCAUAA
Blumeria graminis f. sp. triticale is the source of this 1218-nucleotide messenger RNA. The record is from the annotation of a GenBank genome assembly. NCBI's taxonomy places the organism in Eukaryota, Fungi, Ascomycota, Leotiomycetes, Helotiales, Erysiphaceae.